This is a messenger RNA of Chlorocebus sabaeus (green monkey), 3400 nucleotides long. RefSeq names its product zinc finger protein 875 (gene ZNF875). Gene Ontology annotation, biological process: regulation of DNA-templated transcription. Lineage: Eukaryota; Metazoa; Chordata; Mammalia; Primates; Cercopithecidae. Gene Ontology annotation, molecular function: zinc ion binding; RNA polymerase II cis-regulatory region sequence-specific DNA binding; DNA-binding transcription factor activity, RNA polymerase II-specific. The record is from RefSeq and is a predicted model, not a curated record.
CAGUACUUUAAUGUAAUAUCUUUAAAAAUAAAAUCAAAGCAAAAAGAAAACACCCGUGUUGAACACAGCGGUCAGAAUUAUGCCUCCUUUCCAACACCGCCCCACCUCCACCCCAUCCUCCAGAAGUUUUCUCCAAGCAGCACCUGUACCCCAGCCUCCAAUAAAAACCUCGGGAAUUUCCUGAUCAAGCCUCAGAUCCUCACCACCACCAGGGGAUCUUUUGUUGUUCACCCCAAGUUCAGUCUGCAUCCCCUGAAAUCCUAGGGACGCGCGACCAGUCUCCCCCAUCUCCAUUCCGGGAGUUUGCCCAAAGCCAGUCCCGCUGUCCCCCGAAAAUAGCCUUGGGGUUCCCUGUCUGGUACACCCUCCUACUCUAGGGGACAAAGGGCCGGUGUCGCCUCCAAGCUGGGAGUUCCCGCAAAGCAUCGUCUCUCCCUGAGCCGCGCCUGUCCCGACCUGGCACCUGCUCAGGGAAGGGCGCAUCAGGGCGGAGACUUGGGUAGUGAGCUCAGUUCACCUGCACCUGAAGGUCAGCGCACACUGGCCACCCGCAGAGCGCUGGGACCACAUUUUCCAGAAUCCUUCGGCCGUCCCGCGAUGCUCUCGAGGUCAGCAGAUCUCAUUGGCUUACAGAGGAUAAACUUGUCACCGUCACUUGGGCAUCUUAACAGUGGGCUCCUAAACUGGGUUGUGUGCGCUGUGCAGAUGUCAGAGGCACCCUGUGUGGUGGGCAAAGCCAACGACUUCUCAGCCUCUCUAGCUUCGAAACUACAAUCCCCAGAGGCCUCUGCGGUCACUUCCGCUCCCCUCCCUAUCCUCCUUCAGUGUGUAGCGUUGACGUCAGAAGCACGUCCGGUCGGUGGGCCCGGCGCGUUAGAUCUGUCUUCUGAGACUUUGCCCUUCUCCAGGAAGAGCACGCAGGAGACCAGGAAAAAUGGCCACAGGGCUCCUGAGAGCCGAAAAAGAGAAAUUCCAUCUUCCAAACCAAAACUCAUUGCUCAGCUGGAGCGAGGGGAAGAGCCCUGGAGAGAGGAGAGAAGAUGUUCGCUGGACCUCUGUCCAGCAGAAUCAAAGCCAGAAAUUCGACUUUGCCCCUCCUGCCCUCUGAUAUUCUCCAGUCAGCAAGCUCUUAGCCAACAUGUGUGGCUGAGUCAUCUCUCUCAGCUGUUUUCAAGUUUAUGGGCAGGAAAUCCUCUCCAGCUGGGUAAACACUAUCUGGAAGAUCAGAAACAACAGCAGGAUCCAUUCUGCUUGAGUGGCAAAACAGAAUGGAUUCAAGAGGGAGAAGACUCCAGACUCCUGUUUAGGAGAGUAAGCAAAAGUGGCACUUCAAAGGCACUUUCCAGCCCACGUGAAGAACAGCCAGCACGGUCCGAGGAAGACAACACAGUGGUGGAUAUAGGACCCAGCCCUGAAAGGAAGGCAGACCUUGAGGAAACAGACAAAGUAUUGCAUGGUUUAGAAAUCUCAGGAUUUGGAGAAAUCAAAUAUGAAGAGUUUGGGCCAGGCUUUAUCAAGGAGUCAAACCUCCUUAGCCUCCAGAAGACACAAACUGGGGAGACAGCUUACAUGUACACUGAGUGGGGAGACAGCUUUGGCAGUAUGUCAAUCCUCAUCAAAAACCCAAGGACGCACUCUGGGGGAAAGCCUUAUGUGUGCAGGGAAUGUGGGCGAGGCUUUACCUGGAAGUCAAACCUGAUCACACAUCAGAGGACACACUCAGGGGAGAAACCUUAUGUGUGCAAGGAUUGUGGACGAGGCUUUACUUGGAAGUCGAACCUCUUUACACAUCAGCGGACACACUCAGGGCUCAAGCCUUAUGUGUGCAAGGAAUGUGGGCAGAGCUUUAGCCUGAAGUCAAACCUCAUCACCCACCAGAGGGCACACACUGGGGAAAAGCCUUAUGUUUGCAGGGAAUGUGGGCGUGGCUUUCGCCAGCAUUCACACCUGGUCAGACACAAGAGGACGCAUUCAGGAGAGAAGCCUUACAUGUGCAGGGAGUGUGAGCAAGGCUUUAGCCAGAAGUCACACCUCAUCAGACACUUAAGGACACACACAGGAGAGAAGCCUUAUGUAUGUAUGGAAUGUGGGCGUCACUUUAGCUGGAAAUCAAACCUCAAAACACACCAGAGGACACACUCAGGGGUUAAACCUUAUGCCUGCCUGGAGUGUGGGCAAUGCUUUAGCCUGAAGUCAAACCUUAACAAACACCAGAGGUCACACACAGGGGAGAAGCCGUUUGUAUGUACAGAGUGUGGGCGAGGCUUUACCCGGAAAUCAACCCUCAUCACACACCAGAGGACACACUCAGGGGAGAAGCCAUUUGUAUGCAGGGAGUGUGGACGAGGCUUUAAUGAUAAGUCCACCCUCGUCUCACACCAGAGGACACAUUCAGGGGAAAAGCCUUUUAUGUGCAGAGAGUGUGGCAGAAGGUUUCGGCAGAAGCCUAACCUAUUUAGGCACAAGAGGGCACACUCAGGUGCCUUUGUGUGUAGGGAGUGUGGGCAAGGCUUUUGUGCUAAGUUAACUCUCAUUAAACACCAGAGGGCACACUCAGGGAGGAAGCCUCAUGUGUGCAGGGAGUGUGGGCAAGGCUUUAACCGGCAGUCACACCUCAUUAGACACCAGAGGACACAUUCAGGAGAGAAGCCUUAUAUUUGCAGAAAGUGUGGGCGGGGCUUUAGUCGGAAGUCCAACCUUAUCAGACAUCAGAGGACACACUCAGGAUAGAAACUUUAUGUGUACAGGGAAUGUGGUACAGCCUUACCCAGAGGUCAUACUUCAUCAGACACCAGAGGAUGCACACAGCGCUGUGGCUUUGUCAGCCAUUGCUAGAUACCAAAGUGGAGACAUUGUAUGUGUGAUUGUGCAUGAGACUGUACUGGUAAGACUUGUAUCUCCAUCCACCUGAAGGAGAAUUGCUGGCUCAUUUUCAGGAGCCCUGUCCUUCCUCACUGGGGAUGGUGGGUUGUGGAAGCCUGGUCAGGUAAUGAUAGUGGCUGGAGGCAGUCAAAUGCCCAGGCAGAUAGUGGUGGGUACCUGGUGAAACACAACCUUAAAGCUGAAGACAGUCCUGGCUAAAUCCUCAUACUGAAUUGAGAACCUGUCUUCCCAUUUGAUGUGCUUUCAUCCGAUUGAUCCCAACCCUUCACCUAUUUGGCAUAUACCUGUCCUUUCCUCAUUGGUUUUUACACUGCUGUGCCCACCUUUGAGUGGUGCCUUUGCAUACUUACAAACCAAUAAACAUGUACUCCCCUAUUCUGAGCCUAUAAAAGACCCAGACUCAGCCACAGUGGGAGAGAAAUCACCCUGCUGUGGGAGUUGGGGACCACUCCCUGCAUCCCCUCUCCACUGAGAGCUGUUCUUUCGCUCAAUAAAAUUCUUUUCUACCCAUCCUCAC